This is a messenger RNA of Diutina rugosa, 957 nucleotides long. RefSeq names its product rhomboid protease. The transcript has a single exon. The record is from RefSeq and is a predicted model, not a curated record. Gene Ontology annotation, cellular component: membrane. Gene Ontology annotation, molecular function: serine-type endopeptidase activity. Lineage: Eukaryota; Fungi; Ascomycota; Pichiomycetes; Serinales; Debaryomycetaceae. The coding region runs from base 1 to 957 and encodes 318 amino acids.
AUGUUCCGCUUACCACUUAGUGCCGGGCUCCGCGGGUCGUUGCGGGCGCCAAUGCGGCCGUGGACGCUGUUACGGGCGUCUUUGGUGACUCCCUUGAAGCUGGCAAAGCUGCCAGUAGCUCCAAUGAUGGCUCCAGCCGCCAAGAGACAAUUCCUGACCCAGCUGUGGGCGCGGGUCCGCAACACCUGGUACCAGUACAACAAGCACUACGGGCGGCCGACGCUGAAGUGGCAGAAGCUCUUGAAGCCGUUCUUGUUUACCGUGGGGUUCUGUGUCGCCACCACUUACGGGGUGCCUGUGGUGGUUAACGCCAUCCCCGCGCUCCGGCGCCACCCGAAGCUGGUGGUGUACGGGAUCAUCGCCCUCAACGGGUUGGUGUUUCUUGCCUGGAGAGUGCCGCAAUUGCUGCGUUUCCUUAAGCGCUACGGCCUCUUAGUCAAGGACAACGUGUACUCGGUGUGGUCGCUUUUGGGGCUGGCGUUCAGCCACCAGGAGCCGUUGCACAUUUUGGUGAACAUGAUGGUGUUCGCGCUGUUUGGCACCACGUUGGCCCAGGUGAUCGGCGCCCUGGACUUCUUGGUGAUGUACUUGAACGCGUGUGUGGUGUCGCUGUUUGUGUCGCUCCUUGUGCCCACGGCGUUGGCGGCGUUCACCGGCGCUGCGGCCACGUUUGGCGUGGCGCUGUUGGGGGCGCUGGGGGCGGUGUUUGCCGUGGUGGGGAUGUUCUCGUACUUGUUCCCCAAGGCCCCCAUCGCUUUGUUCUUCAUCCCCAUCCCCGGUGGCGCCUGGUUUGCAUUCCUCGCCACCGUGGGGUGGAACGUCGCCGGUGUGUUUGGUAAGUGGGGCAACUACGACUACGCCGCCCACUUGGGCGGGCUGGCCGUGGGCGUGUUCUACGGGUGGUGGUGGAAACAGAAACAACAGCUGGCCCGGGCGCAGCGCUUGAUGUGGUUCUAG